AUGAGGUAUCUUGCACUUGUGAGUGGUGGAAAGGACAGUAUAUAUUCUAUCAAGUGCCUUGAGCAAGAGGGACAUCGUGUUGUGUGCUUACUGUAUAUGAAGAGUUCUCAAGAGUAUAGUGAUUCAUAUAUGUAUCAGACAGUAGGCUCUGAAGUUGCUGAAAUGUUUGGUGAGUGCAUGGGAGUGCCUAUUUUUGUGCAUGAAACAGAAUGCAGAAGCAUUAAUCAGCAGCUUGAGUAUGUAAGAUCUGAAGGUGAUGAAGUUGAGGAUUUGUACCUCGCUGUUUCAAAUGCACUUGAGCGAAUUAGCUUUGAAGCUGUGUCAUCAGGUGCUAUUCUCUCACAAUAUCAGAAGAAUAGGAUUGAAAGUGUGUGCAAGCGCCUAUCUCUUUGUAGUUUAUCACCGCUUUGGCAGAUGGACCAAAAAGUAUUGCUUGAACGCAUGAUUGAAGAAGGUAUUGAAGCAAGGAUAGUUAAGGUUGCAUCAUCAUCGCUUGGAAAGCAUUGUGUAGGCAUGAAUUUGAAACAAAUACUUGAAUGCAUGAGUGAUGAGUUGCACAUUACAGAAACAAAUUAUUGUGGAGAAGGAGGAGAGUAUGAAAGUGUGGUUUUAGACUGCCCGAUGUUCAUUAAGCGAAUAUUAAUACAUGAUUAUGAGGUGUGUGAGCAUCCUGAUGAAGUGGGAAGGAAUGGAUGUGUGUUCUACAUGAAGAUAAAUAGGUAUGAGUUGAACAGCAAGUAG
This is a messenger RNA of Ordospora colligata OC4, 741 nucleotides long. RefSeq names its product putative PP-loop ATPase. Gene Ontology annotation, biological process: protein histidyl modification to diphthamide. Gene Ontology annotation, molecular function: diphthine-ammonia ligase activity. The record is from RefSeq and is a predicted model, not a curated record. NCBI's taxonomy places the organism in Eukaryota, Fungi, Microsporidia, Ordosporidae. The coding region runs from base 1 to 741 and encodes 246 amino acids. The transcript has a single exon.